Lasiosphaeria miniovina is the source of this 228-nucleotide messenger RNA. RefSeq lists its product as uncharacterized. The transcript has a single exon. The record is from RefSeq and is a predicted model, not a curated record. The annotation marks the transcript as partial. Lineage: Eukaryota; Fungi; Ascomycota; Sordariomycetes; Sordariales; Lasiosphaeriaceae.
UCGUACAAGGACGACCAGGACCGCGAGUCGCUCAAGCCGCGGCCGUCGGACAGCACGUGGAGCGGGUCGGACGACGAGGUGGCGGCGCACAAGGAGGCGUUUGACGGCAGCGUGACGAACCCGGAGCAGGAGCAGGCGAGCAUGGAGGAGGAGGCCGGCAGGGAUGGCAGCGGUGGUGGUGGCAACCCGCUCGACGCCAGCGGCGCCAACAAGGGCUUCUCGAAGCCG